AUGAUGGAACAAAAAAAUAUGCUGUUAUUUAUUAAAAUUUCAACGAUUAUAUUUUUACUUUGGAUAUGUAAAUUUUGCAAUGACCUGAAAUCUCUAAAUAAAAAUUUGGAUGAAAAAUGCAAUCUUUGUAGAAAAAUAAAUAUAAGAAAUUAUCGAUUAUUAGCAAAAUAUAAGCAGGAUAGUGAUUCAUGUAUUGAGAAUUUUAAGAGAGAAAUUCAGCAUAAUGAUGUGAAACAAAAUAAAUGUUUAUCUAAUAAUAAAAAAGGUCCAAAUAGAAACCGAAGACAAUUAUGUAAAAGUUCAUUAUAUAUUCAGGAAUACGAUAAAAAUGUUAAGAAAAAUAAAUGUGCUAUUCCUAAAACAAAAAAGUAUUCCAAUUUCGAAGAAAAAAUAUUUAAAGAACUUGAUUAUAAAGAUUACCUUUAUAAAAUCAAGAUAAUUGAAGAUAAGGAAUAUAAAAAACUAUCACGUAAAAAACGCAGAAUACGAUCUGCUUUAAUUUUGUUGUUUUUCCUGGUAUUAAUAGUACCCAUAUUAGAUCUUUCAUUAGAGAAAUUUACAAAGGGUGGGUUGUUGGGCUUAUUAGGCUUGUUAUAUCCAAGUUCAUCUCAAGGAAAGGCAUUGGGGGAAAAUAUAGAGGGGCAUUUGUUUACUUUAUUAAGCGCUACUGGAAUGAAUAAAAUAAAAGUAAUAUUUGCAUCACCUAUUUUGCUUUAUUGCGUACCUUUCCUCAUAUUUGUUGUGAUAUUUAUAUUAGGAAUGAUUUACUACUAUAAAAAAGUUAUAAAAUAUGAAAAUAUGAAGUUCAGAAAAAGACUAAAUAGGUAA
Molecule: messenger RNA, 828 nt
Organism: Plasmodium malariae
Lineage: Eukaryota; Apicomplexa; Aconoidasida; Haemosporida; Plasmodiidae
Product: fam-l protein
Exons: 2
Coding region: 1-828 (275 amino acids)
Source: RefSeq, a predicted model, not a curated record